Molecule: messenger RNA, 1143 nt
Organism: Chelmon rostratus (copperband butterflyfish)
Lineage: Eukaryota; Metazoa; Chordata; Actinopteri; Chaetodontiformes; Chaetodontidae
Gene: gdf3
Product: growth differentiation factor 3
Exons: 2
Coding region: 1-1143 (380 amino acids)
Biological process (GO): SMAD protein signal transduction; BMP signaling pathway
Cellular component (GO): extracellular region
Molecular function (GO): cytokine activity; growth factor activity
Source: RefSeq, a predicted model, not a curated record
AUGAGGUCGACCCGGACUCCUCUGGUGCUGCUCGCGGCGUGUUUGCUCUGCGUGUGCGCCCCCUCGCACGUGGAGGAGAUGAAGAGCCAGGAGCGGCUCUUCCUCCGCUCCCUGGGGCUCUCCGGGCCGCCCCGGCCUGCGGGGAGCCACCAGCCGCGGCGCCGCGUCCCCUCCGCGCUCUGGAAGAUGUUCCGGAGGUCAGAGAGCAUCCAGGCCCAGGAGAGCGACCCCUGCACGGUGUCUGAGUACGGAGUCCGCGGAAACAUCAUCCGAUACGUGCAAGACCAAGGCCGGCUGGUGUCUGGCUGGAGCGGCAGCUGCCAGGCCUGUCUGGAGAAGCAGCUUUUCUUCAACAUGUCCGUGCUGCAGCCUGUGGAGCUGCUGUCUCUGGCUCAGCUGGAAAUCAAGUUCCACUGGAAGCCCUUCAGAUCUGCAGAGCUCCUGCAGGGGCCCCGGACCCUCAGCGUGUCUCUGUAUAAAGUGAUCCGAGCCACGCUGAGGGGAGCCAAUCCACAGGCCAACCGCAGGCUCCUGCUGUCCCAGUCGGUCCGGCUGCAGCCAGAACCCACCUCCAUCACCAUGGACCUCACCGCGCUGGCAGAGAGCUGGCGCAAACCGGGACGCAACUACGGUUUGGUUCUAGAGCUGCUGCCUCUCAGCGCAGAUCCAGAAGAGCUUCUCGCUUUUCACCCCGGGAACUCCCUCCCGCUGGAGCCAGCCCACAGCCUGCCGCUGAUCCAGGCCUCGCUGGUGGCCGUGUCCCUCAACCCCCACCAGUGUCGCUCCAGGCAGAGGAGAAGCGCCGUCCACCUGCCCGUGACACCCAGCAACGUGUGCAAGGCCCGCCGCCUCUACAUCGACUUCAAAGACGUGGGCUGGCAGGACUGGAUCAUCGCGCCGCAGGGCUACAUGGCCAACUACUGCCACGGCGAGUGCCCGUUCCCGCUCAGCGAGAGCCUGAACGGCACCAACCACGCCAUCCUGCAGACCCUGGUGCACUCGCUGGACCCGCACGGCACGCCACAGCCCUGCUGCGUCCCCAUCCGCCUGUCCCCGAUCUCCAUGCUCUACUACGACAACAACGACAACGUGGUGCUUCGACAUUACCAGGACAUGGUGGUGGACGAGUGCGGGUGUCGGUGA